CGUGAUUGAACCUAGUGCAUUGUUUCGUGCAUGAUUGAUGUCUUCUUGAUUGAUGCAUCGCAUCUCUCAAUGGUGUUUAAAGGGCUCGGACGAAGGUGGGCUGCUCGCUGUACAUAGAACAAUCCCCCUCGUUCAGGUAGGAUUGGCGGAUGUAGCGCUGAAAUCCUCAUAUCCUAAACUCUCUUUGAGGGAAAUUAACCUCAAGUAUGCGAAUAAACCAGUGAUAGUGGACAGCAUCCAUCGCAGUAUGGCGUUCCUCCACUUAAUCACCUACCCACUCUGCUUCCGUCCUCAUCGUGGCUUACAGACCCAUGUCGUGGUCCCGAAUUAGAGAUAUUUCAGGCUGAAAGUUCCAGCUUGUGCCCAGGCUGACGAAAAAACCCCGCUGAAUGCGGCUGUUUGACCAUUUUUACUCAAAUUUAUUGCUGCAUUAACUCCACGGUGCCUUGUCUGGAUACUAUAAAGAGCUCUUGUCUUGUCAUCGCCGCCAUCGCUCUCGCGUUGCUUCCCACUACGUUUGGUAGCGCGUCGUCGCCCCUUGCACGUUCGAACCUCCACAGACGUCUCGCCGAUACCAUGACAGUGGCACAAGUUCCCCAAUCCUGUUUGCCCAGCAGCGAGCCGCCAUGCAUGUGUCCCAUAGACCUCAACGACGACACGGGCGUCCUCAUCAACGUAUACCCCGGCUAUCAAUGUGCCUACCCCGGGGGAGCAUGCACCUGGAGCGACACAGACGGCUCGCUUCAGAAUACGCACCAGACGAACUGUCCGCAAGUCGCACCGUGCCCGGGCGGUGUGGGAACGUGCACCUGUCCGAUCGACAAUAAUUUGGACACGGGUGUGUUGAUCAACCAGUUUAGGGGGUACCAGUGCGCGUAUACUGGCGGGGCUUGUACUUGGGACUAUGACGGAGAUCUUCAGAAUACGGGGCAGACGAACUGUCCGACGGUCGCAAAGUGUGUGACGCCGGCUUAGGGCUUUUGAAAUGUAGCAGUCACCGUCACCAUACUUUUCCAUCUUCUCCAAGGGCGUCAUGGGCGUAUCUUACAAGGUGGUUUUGUUGGGCGUUGGAGCCCAUAUUUGCGCAGCAUGCAGACGAGACCGGGAUGAGUAACGGAGGAAAUUAAUCAGUGGCUCGCCAGCGUCGAGAGAAACAGGACUUGGGGCGGACAAAUGGUGGCUUAAUUAUUCUGUUGGAAAUGAUGCAUCAAUACAGCUGCCAGAUUACGGGUCUGAAUCUAUCAUUACUUUAUGC
Messenger RNA from Stereum hirsutum FP-91666 SS1, 1255 nucleotides. RefSeq lists its product as uncharacterized. The record is from RefSeq and is a predicted model, not a curated record. The coding region runs from base 577 to 975 and encodes 132 amino acids. NCBI's taxonomy places the organism in Eukaryota, Fungi, Basidiomycota, Agaricomycetes, Russulales, Stereaceae. The transcript is spliced from 4 exons.